Molecule: messenger RNA, 1874 nt
Organism: Andrographis paniculata
Lineage: Eukaryota; Viridiplantae; Streptophyta; Magnoliopsida; Lamiales; Acanthaceae
Product: zinc finger CCCH domain-containing protein 48-like
Exons: 10
Coding region: 354-1754 (466 amino acids)
Molecular function (GO): protein binding; metal ion binding
Source: RefSeq, a predicted model, not a curated record
GAUUACAUUCGUACAUCGUCAAGGAUUUUCUGCGCGGAGGAAAAUUUCUCUCUCGAGUGUCUGUUCGUGACGAGCUUGAUUCAGUGUUCUCGUUUCGAUCCCUAUUCUUCUCUCUGCCGCCGAUAAUCUCAUCAGGAUACAUGUACGUGGAUGUGAAUGUUCCAUUUCGCUUUGAAAUUGAGGGAUGGAAUGUGGACUCAGAGAGAAGGAAUGGAUAUUCAUCUGACUUGCACAGUGCAGAUUUCCUUCGGUUUUUAUUUGAUGGGAAUAGAACAACCUGGCUUGGCUUAUCUUGCGUCAUGUUGGCUCAGAUUCUGAUUGUCCCUUAUGGUAUUUUCUUUUAGCUUUCGGCAAUGGAAGUCAAGGCAGCAAGGAGAGUCCCAGUCUUUGAUCGAGUAGGAAGUCAACCUGCGAGAAACGAAGUCUGCACCUUCUGGCUUGCGGGAAAAUGCAAUAGAAACCCAUGUAGGUUUAUGCACAGAGAGUCGCCACCUCCUCAAAGUGGGAAAAUGUCCCAUUCACCUCCAAGGAGUGAUUUCCAUCGAAAUCGCUCCAGAAAUUUGACUUGGAAGAAACCCAAUAAUUCUAUCCCCAAAACUGGGAAUGCGGAGAGUAGCAAGAACAUUCCACAGAAAGUAUCCACGAUUAACAGAACCAUCAAACACAAUCAAGAAAUAAUGGAUGUUACAAAUGAGAAGGAUGAAAGCACACAUGCCCUACCAAAUGAUUUGGAAACUGACGAUAGUAUUGUUCAAGAAACUCUCCCAAGUAUUGUUCAAGAAACUCUCCCAAAGCAAUGCAAGAACUGGCUCAGUGGCAACUGUAGCCUUGGGGAGAAGUGCGCGGAUAAACACUGUUGGUUCUAUGGUUCUGGAUUUACAAUGUUGGGAAAGCUAGAGGGACACGGCAAGGCUGUUUCUGGAAUUUGCCUCCCAUCUGGACACACUAAGCUUUAUUCGGGUGGUGAGGAUGGCUGUGUCCGAGCCUGGGACUGCUACAGCGGUCAGUGCUCUGGUUUGGAAAACUUGAACAGUGGUGUACGUUGUAUGGUCACCGAAGGUCAAUGGCUUUUUGUUGGAUUGCAUGAUGCUGUUAAGGCUUGGAACUUUGAAAGUCAAUCUGGAUUUACUCUUAAUACCGGAGGGGCUGUAAUUUGUAGCAUGGCUGCCGAUGACAAUGUCUUGUUUGCUGGAACAGAGCAUGGUUCCAUAUUGGUAUGGAGAUGGCAAUCCGAAAGCUCCAAUGCUCCUGAACCAGUUGCAUUGUUGAAGGAACACACGGGUGCUGUGUGUUCACUUGUCGUAGGAUCUAAGCGACUUUAUUCCGGUUCUAAGGACUCUACUAUCAAGCAAUGGGAUGUGCAUACUUUGCAGUGCUUGCAAACGUUGCACGGGCAUACAAGUGAUGUGACGGCUGUUCUUUGCUGGGAUUACUUUUUGCUAUCCGCUUCCCUCGACAAAACAAUAAAGGUUUGGGCUACCUCGGAAAAUGAAACCAUAGAAAUGAUCUAUGAGAUGAAAAACGAUAAUGGAGUGAUUGCCCUCGCCGGCAUACAUGCCUCAGAAGCUAAGCCAAUUCUACUAUGUUCUUACACCGACAACACUGCUCGACUUUUUGAACUGCCAACAUUCUCCGAACGAGGUAGAAUAUUUUCAAGGCAUCGCAUUGAAGUGAUUCGAAACGACGGCGACGUCGAGGGACUCUUUUUCACCGGCGAUGCAGCCGGAGAACUCGUUGUUUGGAAGAUGCUUUGAUCCGUACAUUCUUUCUCAUGUAAAUUCUCAACAUUCUAUAGAAGAAAUUGAGAGAAAUUUUUCCCAUAUCAUCAGCUAUUUAAGAAUGAAUGGAAUAUUUGUGUUUAGAUAAUAUAUUAA